AUGUCGACCACACAGCACCUGCUGCUCUCGCCAGCAGAGCUCGCCUACCUCCACAGCACCCUCAGCCUCGUUCCACCGAUCCGGCCCGACAGCCGCUCCCCCACGCAGUUCCGGCCCCUCACGGCCGAGACGGGCAUCCUACCGGGAACCAACGGCAGCGCGCGGGUAUGCUUCGCUGACGGCACCGAGGCCAUGGUGGGCGUCAAGGCCGAGGUGGAGAAGACGCCGCCGUCGCCGUACGCGCAGGAUGGGAAGCGGCGACGGAAGGGAGACAGCAAACAAGACGAUGCGGAUGAGGCUGAACAAGGUCAAGAAAUCGGCAGCGAUGAGGCGGUGGGAGAGGCUGAUUGGGUGGAGAUGUCGGUCGAAAUCCCGGGGUACAGAGACGACGAUUCGAGUACUGUUUUCUUGGCUACGAUGCUGAGCGAGGCGCUGUUGGCCGACGGCGAGUUCGCGAAAAAGCUUUGGAUCAAUCGGCGCUUUCACUGGAAGCUUUACCUCGACAUCAUACUCAUAUCCCCUCCUUUGUCAUACCCCCUCCCGCUUCUCAGCUUAACAACACACCUUGCCCUGUUGUCCACCCGCCUACCUAGAUUGAAAUCCGAGCUUGACGAAGACCCCAUGUUCGACGACGACUGGGCGGCAUCGACCUUCCUCUACCCGCGGCAACGAAGCAAUCCCUCCAAGGCCCUUUCCCGACCACCUAUCACGCUGCUGGUCAUGGCAGUGGGAAACAACAUCAUAUUUGACCCAUCGAAGGAGGAGUUGGCCGUGGCGGACAGCGCUUUGGCCGUAUCAGUGAGCGAAGGCAAACUCCCGCAGGAAACCGCUGGGGAGCAUAUGGACGUGGACGAAGAAGCAAAGCCUGGCCGGAGUCUGCGUCUCUUAUCAGUCAGAACCAUCGACCCGCCGUCGCGACUGACCCCGCCAGGAGUCCCCAAUUCAGUUAACGCAUCAGCGUGGGGGCAAGACACACCGACAAAGAACCCUGAUGCAAGGACGGUCGAGACGGAGGAUGUGGCAGGCGUGUGGAAGGCACCGAGAGGAGGCGCCAAAUCCGCACUUCUAAGCACUAUGGUACAAACGGUACUGGACCGAGGCGGCGUUGCUGAUGAGGUACUGGAUGCCCUCGAAGGGGUAGAGUUGGGUUAG
Molecule: messenger RNA, 1152 nt
Organism: Pseudomassariella vexata
Lineage: Eukaryota; Fungi; Ascomycota; Sordariomycetes; Amphisphaeriales; Pseudomassariaceae
Product: ribosomal protein S5 domain 2-type protein
Exons: 2
Coding region: 1-1152 (383 amino acids)
Biological process (GO): U5 snRNA 3'-end processing; U1 snRNA 3'-end processing; U4 snRNA 3'-end processing
Cellular component (GO): cytoplasmic exosome (RNase complex); nuclear exosome (RNase complex)
Source: RefSeq, a predicted model, not a curated record